Molecule: messenger RNA, 690 nt
Organism: Thermothelomyces thermophilus ATCC 42464
Lineage: Eukaryota; Fungi; Ascomycota; Sordariomycetes; Sordariales; Chaetomiaceae
Exons: 1
Coding region: 1-690 (229 amino acids)
Source: RefSeq, a predicted model, not a curated record
AUGAAUCUCAUCGCUCUGUUGUUGACCCUUCUCCUCUUCCUCCUCCCCGUCGCCAUCUCGCUCCCCGCCACAACGACCACCGACACCGACCACCCCCUUCGGCAGCCCGCACCCCACCAGAACAAGCGUAUGCGCGGAAUGGCCGCGCCGCCCAUGAUGAUGCCGGGGGCCUCCCGGCCGGGGCCGAGGAUGAUGGUCAAGCGCGACGAUGGCGACGGCCGCGGCGGCAAAGACGGCAAAGACGGCUACGACCGUGACGGCAAAGACCGUGACGGCAAAGACCGUGACGGCAAAGACCGUGACGGCAAAGACCGUGACGGCAAAGACCGUGACGGCAAAGACCGUGACGGCAAAGACCGCGACGGCCACGACCGCGACGGCAAAGACCGCGACGGCCACGACCGCGACGGCCACGACCGUGACGGCCACGGCCGCGACGGCCACGGCCGUGACGGCCACGGCGGCGGUCAUGGCGGCGGCGGUCACGGCGGCGGCCACGGCGGCGGUCAUGGCGGCGGCCACGGCGGCGGCGGCGGCGGCCACGGCGGCGGCGGCGGCGGCCACGGCGGCGGCGGUGGCGGCCACGGUGGCGGCCACGGCGGCGGUGGCGGCGGCCACGGUGGCGGCCACGGCGGCGGCGGCGGCGGUGGUCAUGGCGGCGGCGGCGGCGGUCACGGCGGGAGGGCCUAG